This is a messenger RNA of Alnus glutinosa, 1643 nucleotides long. Its product is annotated as (R)-mandelonitrile beta-glucosyltransferase-like. The transcript has 2 exons. Lineage: Eukaryota; Viridiplantae; Streptophyta; Magnoliopsida; Fagales; Betulaceae. The record is from RefSeq and is a predicted model, not a curated record. Bases 78 to 1532 code for a protein of 484 amino acids. Gene Ontology annotation, molecular function: UDP-glycosyltransferase activity.
UUUAUAAGGAGAUGCAAUGGAAACAGCCAGCAUAUAUAUGUAUCAACACCUGCUAAACAGAAAGAGAGAAGGAGAAGAUGGAAAUGGAUUCCAAGACAGCAGUAGCUGAUAAGCCUCAUGCAGUUUGUAUUCCAGGCCCAGUUCAAAGCCACAUAAAGGCCAUGCUCAAAUUUUCAAAGCUUCUCUAUCAUAAAGGUUUCCACAUAACCUUUGUGAACACUGAGUUUAACCACCAACGUUUUCUGAAAUCUGGAGGUCCCAACUCUUUGGAUGGCUUGCCUGACUUCCAAUUCAGAACCAUUCCAGACGGUCUCCCUCCAUCUGAUUCAAAUGCCACCCAAGACAUCCCUUCUCUUUGUGAUUCUGCUAUGAAAAGAUUCUUAGCUCCAUUUUCUGACUUUCUUGUGAAACUCAACGUUGCAACUUCCAACAAUCCUCCUGUGACUUGUAUUAUCUCAGAUGGUUUCAAUGCAUUCACUGUCACAGCAGCUCAAGAACUCAGAAUCCCUGUUGUAAUGUUCUUCCCUAUCCCUGCUUGCAGCUUAAUGAGUACUAUGCAGUUUCGUCCUCUCAGAGACAAAGGCCUCACUCCACUUAAAGAUGAGAGCUAUCUAACAAAUGGGUAUCUGGACACAGUUAUAGACUGGAUUCCAGGUAUGAACCACAUCCGUCUGAGGGAUCUCCCAAGCUUCGUUCGAACUACAGAUCCAAAUGAUGUUUUGUUCAAGUUUGCCGUUGACGCGGCAGACACUGCUCUUAAAGCUUCGGGAGUAAUUAUUCACACAUUUGAUGCGUUAGAGCAAGAGGUUUUGGAUGCUCUCUCCCCCAUGUUUCCUCGCCUAUAUUCCAUUGGCCCUCUCCAACUACUUCUCAAUCGCUUACCCAAUGACCCUCUGAAGUCAAUUGAGUACAGUCUAUGGGAAGAAGAAACUGAGUGUAUCCAUUGGCUUGACACUAAGGCACCCAACUCAGUGAUGUAUGUAAACUUCGGCAGCAUAGCUGCCAUGACACAACCUCAGCUGAUUGAAUUUGGUUGGGGACUUGCAAAUAGCAAGCACCCAUUUUUGUGGGUAAUCAGGCCUGAUUUAGUUGUGGGUGAAUCAGCGAUUUUGCCACCUGAGUUCAUGGUGGAAACAAAAGACAGAGGUCUAAUCGCCGGUUGGUGCCCUCAAGAGGAAGUGUUGAACCACCCCUCAAUUGGUGGGUUCUUAACGCAUUGUGGGUGGAAUUCAAUCGCUGAAAGUGUAUGCGCGGGAGUGCCUAUGCUUUGUUGGCCCUUCUUUGCGGAUCAGCAAAUGAACUGCAGGUAUACUUGCAACGAAUGGGGCAUUGGCAUGGAGAUUAAUAAUGGCGCCGACAGAGAGGAAGUAGGAAAGCUUGUGAGAGAGUUGAUGGAAGGAGAAAUGGGUAAGAAGAUGAAGAAAAAGGUCUUGGAGUGGAAAGACUUGGCCGAAGAGGCCACGGGUCCAAAUGGUUCUUCAUCCAUCAACUUGAACAAUUUGGUGAAUGAAGUGCUUUUAACAAGAGGCUAGAUAUGUAUUGGAAGCAAGUGAUAAUAAUUACAAUAAAAGUGUUGUGAUAAAUGUAUGCUGUUAUUUUUGUUUAAUUUAUUUAUAUUAAUAAACUUCAAAUUGGACCUGUUA